Acanthamoeba castellanii str. Neff is the source of this 348-nucleotide messenger RNA. RefSeq lists its product as uncharacterized. The record is from RefSeq and is a predicted model, not a curated record. NCBI's taxonomy places the organism in Eukaryota, Discosea, Longamoebia, Acanthamoebidae. The coding region runs from base 1 to 348 and encodes 115 amino acids. The transcript has 4 exons.
AUGGGAACGGCGUACGCAGACGACAUCAUCCAGAAGCUGCAAGAAUUUCAGAGGUCGGCCCACGUGUUGCUUGACAAUGUAUCGUCGGGCCUCUACACAGACUACUCAGCAGAUGACUUCACAAAGGAGCGAGAUGCGUUGGAGGCGACGCUAGCCGACCUCGAGCAGCAACUCAAAGCCGGCCUGCUCUACGCGCUCGAGGAUAGUCCCGCUCCAGACACACCGGUGCCCAAUCUCCAGGAAAGCUUGCUCAAGAUCGACACAGAGAUCAAGGAGGCCCACAACGUGCAUCAGAAGUUGAUCAAGAACACCAAGACAGCCGCCAGCCGAUUUCAUGCGGGUGAGUAA